Messenger RNA from Spodoptera littoralis (African cotton leafworm), 498 nucleotides. Lineage: Eukaryota; Metazoa; Arthropoda; Insecta; Lepidoptera; Noctuidae. The record is from the annotation of a GenBank genome assembly.
AUGGCCUCGAACCGAGGAAUUCAGAUUGGAUCCGCGUGGUUUCAACGGAAACUGAACUUGAGGCCGCAGCACCGGGGCGUGCACCUCGUCACUGAGGAGAUCCUCAAGCAGGUGCCGGAGCUCUCGCAAUUUGCAGUCGGUCUCUGCCAUAUCCAGAUAAUGCACACAUCGGCAAGUCUCGCGCUCAACGAGAGCUGGGAUCCUGAUGUUAGAGAUGAUAUGGAGAUGAUGCUCAAUAAAAUAGUGCCGGAAGGCUUGCCUUAUCGACACUCAUGUGAAGGCCCUGACGACAUGCCUGCUCAUGUGAAGGCAUGCUUCCUGGGAUCCUCACUAACAAUCCCCAUAACUGAUGGCAAGCUGAACCUUGGCACCUGGCAAGGAGUUUGGCUCUGCGAACAUAGGAAUCACGCUGGCAGCCGAAAGGUGGUAGUGACGCUGUCAGGGUGCCCCCGUGACUCCCCCCUGUCGCCUGUAUCGGCCGCGUCGUGUUCCAGUUAG